AUGACAACGACCGCUACAAAUUCUGGGCCAUCAAUGAAAGUUUCGCGAGUAGCUGUGAAAGCUCCACCAUUUUGGCGUUCAGACCCGUUGCUGUGGUUUAAACAAAUGGUAUCGCAAUACAUUAUGGCUGGUAUUACGCAAGAUUCCACAAAAGUCCAUAACAUUGUCGCAUCUAUUGAAAGCAGUAUUUUAGAGAAGGUAUCAAACAUCAUCGUCGAUCCUCCUGCGGAGAACAUGUACGACACACUUAAGGAAAAACUUAUUAGCAGUUUCUCGGAUUCAGAAGAAAAGCGUCUCAAGAAGUUUUUGACUAACGUUGAACUUGGAGACAAGAAGCCUUCAGAGUUAUUAUCCGAAAUGCGGACUUUGUCUCAAACGACAUUUUGA
Messenger RNA from Musca vetustissima, 387 nucleotides. RefSeq lists its product as uncharacterized. The record is from RefSeq and is a predicted model, not a curated record. Bases 1 to 387 code for a protein of 128 amino acids. The transcript has a single exon. Lineage: Eukaryota; Metazoa; Arthropoda; Insecta; Diptera; Muscidae.